AAGAAAUCUCAAGAAAAUCCAAGCUUGUUACAGCAAUGCCGGAAAGAUUCUUCACAGCUCUUAUCCUCUCUGCAAUCGCCGCUCUGAUCUCUCUACCUUUCUCACAGUCUCAGCAAAGUCCGGCCUAUCUAGGGCUGGUAUCGAACGCCACCGAUUUCCCGGCGGAGGAUUACUAUGAUUACAUAAUCGUAGGCGGCGGCACCGCCGGCUGCCCGCUGGCGGCGACGCUAUCGGAGGGUUUUAGGGUUCUUGUGCUGGAAAGGGGGGGAAUUCCGUUUGGAGUCCCGAAUCUGAUGAGUCGCGACGGUUUCCUCACGACAUUGAUGGAAGUCGACGCCCACGACUCCCCUGCUCAAGCCUUCACCUCCGAGGACGGAGUCCCCAACGCCAGAGGCAGAGUUCUCGGCGGCAGCAGCGCGAUCAACGCCGGCUUCUACAGCCGAGCCGAUCCCCAAUUUUACGCCAAAUCAGGGAUCGAUUGGGAUCUUAGGAUGGUGAAUCAGUCGUAUGAGUGGGUGGAGAAGGCGAUCGUGUUCAGGCCGGAGCUGAGGCUCUGGCAAUCCGCGGUUCGAGACGCGUUGCUGGAGGCCGGCAUCGAUCCCUACCACGGCUUCAGCUUGGAUCACACCGCCGGCACCAAGAUCGGCGGCUCCACCUUCGACAGCUCCGGCACAAGGCACAGCGCCGCCGACCUUCUCAGCUACGCCAAUCCCUGCAAUCUUAAAGUGGUGGUGCAAGCCAGCGUGGAGAGGAUUCUGGUGGCGCCUAAUCCAUCCCUAACUCCGAAGCAGAGCGCAAUCGGCGUCGUUUUCCGCGACAGAAUUGGGGGUUUUCACCACGCAAUGGUGCGUGAGAAUGGCGAAGUGUUAGUCUGCGCAGGCGCUUUAGGCAGCCCUCAGCUCUUGCUUCUCAGCGGCAUUGGGCCGAGGCCUUAUCUCGCGUCGUGGGGGAUCCCGGUCGUGCUCCAUUCCCCUUAUGUCGGCCGGUUCUUGUACGACAACCCAAGAAACGGGAUCUCAAUCGUUCCACCGGUGCCUUUAGACCAUUCGUUAAUUCAAGUUGUUGGCAUCACGAACGCUGGGACCUAUCUCGAAGCAGCAUCCAACAUCGUGCCCUUCCUCUCCCCUGCUCGCCCCAUCUUCAUUAGGCCGGCUACCUCAUCUUAUGUCACGGUUGCCACUCUGAUGGAGAAGAUAGUCGGGCCCCUCUCCACCGGCUCGCUCAGAUUGGCAUCCACGGAUGUUAGGACGAAUCCCGUUGUCCGCUUCAACUACUUCAGCAACCCCACUGACCUUGAGCUCUGCAUCAACGGGACGAGAAAGAUUGGGGACGUGCUCAACACCCGGUCCAUGGAUGAGUUCAAGGUGCACCAGUGGUUCGGGGGGAGGGAGUUUAGGUACGUGGGGACGCCACUGCCUCGUGAUCAGCUCAGCGACGAGGAGAUGGGGGAGUUCUGCAGGCGGACCGUGAGCACGAUAUGGCACUACCAUGGCGGCUGUCUGAUGGGGAAGGUGGUCGACGAAAACCUCAGAGUCGUCGGGAUUGGAGGCCUUAGAGUUGUCGAUGGCUCCACGUUUGCCGUCUCACCCGGCACCAACCCUCAGGCUACUCUUCUCAUGAUGGGAAGGCAUUUUGGCAUGAAGCUGCUUAAAGAGAGAGACACAUCAUGAAACUGCUAUCUUUUUGUUAAAUAGGAAACUGAAUGAGUUAAAUCACUCAUUUGUUUUUGUGCUACUAAAGAUUUCUUUAGCUUCUGGUUUCCCAAUUUUCUUGAAUGUAAUUUUUGUUCUUGGAUAUUCAACAAAUUGAUGAUAUUGUGUGCUUCAAU
Molecule: messenger RNA, 1828 nt
Organism: Salvia hispanica
Lineage: Eukaryota; Viridiplantae; Streptophyta; Magnoliopsida; Lamiales; Lamiaceae
Product: (R)-mandelonitrile lyase-like
Molecular function (GO): flavin adenine dinucleotide binding; oxidoreductase activity, acting on CH-OH group of donors
Source: RefSeq, a predicted model, not a curated record